Parascedosporium putredinis is the source of this 312-nucleotide messenger RNA. The record is from the annotation of a GenBank genome assembly. NCBI's taxonomy places the organism in Eukaryota, Fungi, Ascomycota, Sordariomycetes, Microascales, Microascaceae.
AUGACAAAUUUUGGCCCAACGCUAGAGAUCCCCAACGAUCUCGGUAUCCUCUUAGGCUCCAACAAGGCACUCUUCCCGCCCCAAGCACAGAAAUGCGUGCCGAUGGGGCUCGCUGGGCAAGCUCCUAACAGCACCGACCCACCGGCCAACUACCAACUCCAGGUACAGUUUGCCAGUGAUGCCCAGCCACUCGGAUACUCAUGUCAAGCUUCACUCAACGGAAGCGAAGAGGGGUUUAUGGACCUCACAGCAGCUGACAUGGAAGCCGUCAGCGCCUGGGCUACAGCCCCAUGCCCAAACUGGAGCUUCUAA